AAACUCGUUCGCCACCUUCUGCAGCUAUAAUUUAUUUUCUCUUCGUAAUAUCUCUGUUGGUCAAAUCUGUUACAAAUGCUGCCAUUAAGCCAAACGCUAGAACAGAGAAAUGUUGAAUAAAUUCAUGUUACCACCUGCGUAAACACAAAAAAAAUGUUGACACACAUGAAGACAUAUUUAAAUGUAAUAAUAUUUUAACACGUUUACCAACAUACUAUUGCCUUCCAUAAUCAAUCACUUCAACAAGACUUUACUGACACCUGAAUGCCAGCAAAGGCAUUGCAGACAUUUUACGCAUGCCAUUUACGCACAGGCUCGUUUUCACUGUAUCUGCACCGUUCAGAGGGCACGCGAGGGUCAUCAAUCACCAUAAGUGAUGGUGUUAAUGUGCACAGACGGUAACUUAUACUUUACUAUAGGUUACACAAUUAGCAACAAUUACACUACAUUUAAUUUAUCGUUUCUUUAAUUAGGUCGACCAUCUGAAAAGACAGACAUGUAAACUUACAUAAAAAGUGAGCACAUAAUACAUUUUACAUAUAUAUAUUUUACAGACAUUCACAUUAAAUCCCAAUAAAGAUUCAAUUUAGGCCCUUGGCUAUUAAAAACCUUUACAUUGCCCCAUGUGAAAAGUAUUUUAUACAAUGUUUAAACUGUUGCUAUUAUGGCACAGUCUACAUUAAAUUAAGCAAAAACAGUGUCAUUAUCAUACAAACCUGACUACAAACCUAUAACAGCCGUAUACAAUAUAAAGGUUUACCUCAUGCUUUUAUCCGUAUUGCACAGCACAGUUUAACACAAUGCACAAGUACAUGGCCACAGAGUACAUUUCACCCAAAUCAGCAGCGUAUAUUAUUAGCCCUAUGCAAUAUCAAGCACUUUUGCAUAAGACCACACUUAGCCUACCAUUUCAGCAUCUUCAUUUAUGUACAUAUAAAUAGAACAGCUCUGUCUACUGGACACAUUUUUCGACCGACUGCUUUGACUGCUUUGCACACAGUGUCUAUUACAUAGCCUAUGCCUCAUAUUUCGGGUGAGUGAAGGUAUAUAAGCUUGUGAGAGUCGCUGAGGAGUUCACUGCAGUGAGCAGAUACAUCUGAGCGAAUCCUCUCUAGUCUUAGAGAUAACCCUAAGUUAAAAAUGGCAUUCGCAGGAAUUCUGACCGAGGCUGACAUCACUGCAGCCCUUGCUGCAUGCCAAGCUGCCGACUCUUUCAAGUACAAAGACUUCUUCGCUAAGGUCGGCCUGGCUGCCAAGACCCCUGACGACAUCAAGAAGGCCUUUGCCGUCAUUGACCAGGACAAGAGUGGCUUCAUUGAGGAGGAUGAGCUGAAGCUGUUCCUGCAGAACUUCUCCGCCGGUGCCAGAGCUCUGACCGAUGCUGAGACCAAGGCAUUUCUCAUGGCCGGUGACUCUGAUGGCGACGGCAAGAUCGGAAUUGAUGAGUUUGCUGCCUUGGUCAAGGCAUAAAUAGAAGAAAUGACCAACAUCAUACUUUACAACUCUAAAGGAACAACUUGAGCCAAGACAUACUCUUCCUCUCCUCUUCUCCCUCUCACUCUCUCUCUCUCUCAGCUCUCCACUUUUGUACAAUUGACCUUUCAACCCCCCGACCAUACAACAAACUGAUGCCCCCACCUCACCCUCUCGCUCUCUCUCUGGUCGCACUCACCCCCUUUGGCUGUUCACAAUGAAUGUACCUGACUAAAUGUAUAGCAUGGUUGACUUUUGUCUUUCUCUCUCUCUCUCAAUUCUGUCGUCGUUUUAUUAUGUGAGUUUUGCUUAGUGUGAGAUCAAGUGACUGUACUGGGAAACGGACG
Molecule: messenger RNA, 1820 nt
Organism: Thunnus maccoyii (southern bluefin tuna)
Lineage: Eukaryota; Metazoa; Chordata; Actinopteri; Scombriformes; Scombridae
Product: parvalbumin alpha
Exons: 5
Coding region: 1141-1470 (109 amino acids)
Cellular component (GO): nucleus; cytoplasm
Molecular function (GO): calcium ion binding
Source: RefSeq, a predicted model, not a curated record